Diatraea saccharalis (sugarcane borer) is the source of this 3486-nucleotide messenger RNA. The record is from the annotation of a GenBank genome assembly. Lineage: Eukaryota; Metazoa; Arthropoda; Insecta; Lepidoptera; Crambidae.
AUGAGUGAGGAUCUUAUUUUCCUUCGUGAGGAGCUCGCGAGUUACCCCUCAUUUGAGGUGAGGAUAGGUAAUGUUACAAUAGCAGUGAAUGAACAUUUAGCGAGGCGCGCGCAUCGUUGCCGUUUGGCCCAUCAAUCUGGCUCCCAGAAGAAUCAAAUAGCAAUUACACAGUUCUUUAAAAAUGAAAAUAACGUAUCAAGUCAACCACAAUCAUUAACAAAAACUUCGGAGCCCACGGCGUCAAUCAAAACAAGCAAACGAAAAGCUGCCAAUACUAGUGAAGAGAAUAAUGAUGAAUCUAUCAAAAAAACUAAAGUUGAUGUCAAGUUAAAGUCGAAAUUGAAUGAAAAUGAGAAAUCAUCACAGAAAGGAAAUGUUGAAAAUAAAGCGGUGACUCCCACAAAGCUUAUGGACACACCAGAAAAGAAAAUUCAGAGAUCUCCCCUGAGCAUGCUUUUAGAAAACGAAAAACAUGGUAAUGGUACACCAUCAAAGCUUAGACCAAUAAAAAUCAAAAACAAUCAUGUUGAAAGUAAUGGAUCACAAGAAAAAGAAGUACAUAUUUAUAAUCAUGAUAAAAAAUUAAUCAAUAGUCCGACUAAAGAAAGUUCAAAUUCACCAAAGAAGGUAUUAAGAUUUUUAACUUUAGAAAAGUUCUCUGUACAAGAGCUAUCCCCAUCCAAGAAAGGGUCUACUGUUGCUAUACAAAAUGGUGAUGAUUUGGGUGAUAUUUUUGGUGAUGAAUGGGAAUUGGAUAAUAUCACUGAAAUGGAUCAAGUUGAAGACUUAGAUCUUACUUUGAUGCAGAGAUGUGAAGUUAUCAAUGUGAUACAACAUCCUGCUAAAAUAGAAGUUAAAUUAAAGAAUGCCACUAAUAAUAAGGGCACUUGCUUUAUUGAAGGAAUUUGGUUAGACACUCCAUUAAGUUCCAGAGAUAUUGUUGGAGUGAUUGCAUUUCGUAAUUCUUCUGGGCAGUUUUGUAUUAACAACUCGUCAGGGUUGCUAGUUCUUUAUCCUGAUUACCUCAUGUCUUCUACCAGUGUUGUUGCUGGAGUAUUUUGUAAAAGAAAAGCUGUUCUACAAGAGCGUUGGAGAGGCAUUGAUCCUGCAAAUGCUGCUAUGACUAUUGGCAUAAUUAUACAUGAAUUAGUGCAAAAGGUGCUAACUCAAAAUAUCACUGAUGUCACACAAAUAGUAGUUGAAGCAGAAAGAAUAGUAAAAGAAUCCAUACAGCUUCUUUAUGAUGCAGGUCUGACAGAGGAGGAAGUUAAUAAUAAUAUGAAAGUUUAUAUAUCACCCCUUGGUGAUUUUAUGAACACAUAUUUUGCUUUAAAAUCGGAGACUGCACCACUUAUGACGCGAGGACAAAGAGAUAUUUGGAAUGGGAAAAUAAAAAGAGUUUUGGAUAUAGAAGAAAAUUUAUAUUCUCCACAACUAGGUUUAAAAGGAAAAAUUGAUGUGACAUUAGAAGUAACAGUACCUACUGGAAAAGGUGACAAUCGGCAAGUAGUUCCUUUAGAGUUGAAAAGCGGUAAAGCUUCUAUGUCUGCGGAGCAUCGCGGACAGUUAGUGUUGUACGGCAUGAUGCUGACCGCACAACGAGGAGAGGAUCCCACCCGGACGGAACAACGCGGCUUACUUUUAUAUUUAAAGGAUCGCGUGGAACUCAAAGAAGUUUCUUGUGGAUAUCCAGAGCGGCGCGACUUGAUGAUGUUGCGAAAUCAACUUGUUCAGAACUUAGCUGCUGGUCCUAAACUUGCCGCCACCGAACAGUUAGUGGACAUUGAAGAGGCUUCAUCAUUGCUACAGCAGAAGCUCCCAGAACCAAUCCACAGGCAGAAUGUCUGCUCCAAGUGCCCAUACCUCACUAUAUGCUCGUUGCAUUUAUGGCACACGAAUGAUACCACAGUGUCAGACACUCAUCCAUUGUCGACAUUACGUGAAUCGGCGCUCGGUCAUUUAAACUCUGAACAUAUAAAAUAUUUCUUACAUUGGACGACGCUGCUCAGGAUUGAGGAAAUAGGACAAUCGUCUUCGCCGCUACACACGCUAUGGACUGACAGUGUUGAGAUAAGAGAAAAUAGAGGUACUUGUGCGGGUAAUCUUCUAUUGAAGUCUGUGGAAGGGACUGGUGUUAAAUUUCUUCAUAUAUUUGGCAGAGCUACAAAACAUGGAGAUUCUAUUGGGAAUACCAAAACUAGGUACAGUGGGCCACAAGAAGGCGAUUUCUGCUUAGUCAGCGUAGAUGGUAGACCAUGGGUCGCUGCCGGGGUUAUAGUGUGUACUAACAAUGACCAAAUACAUAUGCAGUUGGAAAGGGAUCUAAGCAGUCGAUAUGACAAUAGUACAAAUUUUCAUAUAGACACAUAUGAGUCUUACGCAAGUACCAUUCAAAAUUUAACUAAUUUAGGAGUAUUAUUGGAUGACAGUGAUAGAUCACAAAGACUCAGAAGGUUGAUUAUAGAUAAAGAGAAACCAGAAUUUGAAAAGAAGUUACCGCGUGAGAUAGGACGUUUGGCCACCAAGUUGAUGCGCUCUCUCAACAUACAACAACAGAGGGCGGUAUUGCGCUCACUCGCAGCUAAACAUUACGCUUUAUUGAAGGGACUUCCCGGCACUGGUAAGACGCAGACUAUCAGUGUAUUGAUACAGAUGCUGGUGGGAUUGAAACAACGAGUUCUUGUCACCGCUCAUACACACUCCGCCGUCGACACGGUGUUAGCCAGAUUGCCAGAGUCGAUGCGUAUAAUGAGAUUGGGCGCUCAAUCGCGAGUUGCUGCCGGAUUAGUUGGUCGGUGUGAGCAAAAGUUGGCAGCCGAAUGUGACACUACACUGAAAUUGGAACAACUUUACGAUUCCAUGGAAGUGGUCGGUGUGACUUGUCUCGGGGCGACUCACGCCAUGUUGAGUAGAACAACGUUCGAUGUGUGUAUAGUCGAUGAAGCGACGCAGGUUUUACAGUGUACUGUACUGCGGCCGUUAUUCGCAGCGAAGCGUUUCGUUCUUGUUGGUGAUCCUGAACAGUUACCUCCUGUCGUCCGGAGUAGAACAGCUAGGCGGUUGGGUAUGGAAGUAAGUUUGUUUCAUCGUUUAAUGAGCGACGAGGCUACGUGUACUCUACAACUGCAGUACAGAAUGAACCGUCAGUUGACACAUGUUGCCAAUAGAGUGGCUUACAAUGGACUGCUGCAAUGUGCUGCAGAUAAUGUCGCAGAUUCCAGACUCCGUAUCGACCUUACAAAAAUUUCAAAUCUCACUCAAACUUCGCAAUGGGUCUCAUUGGCUUGCAGUCCUGAGUCUGAACAUGCGGCUGUGUUUUUAGAUCUUUCGGCAGAAAUUAUAGAUGAUGAUAACGUUAAUUCUUGCACUAAUGAUACUGAGGCUUGUUUGGUACUAGCGCUAAUAAAUGCGCUAAUGAAGUUGACGAUGAAGGAAAAUCAUCACUCACUCACACUCCUCAUUAAAAUUAUUGUUUCUACUAACUAA